AAGAAGAUAUGGAUCUGUCCAAGCAGAACAAAGAGUGCUACAUUUUAGCGAUGAGGGGAGAAUGGGAUAAUCUGGGCAAGGUAUGUAAGGAAGCGUGGAAGCUGGUGCUUCCGAUCACUGGCAGUGGAGACACGUCGUUGCAUUUGGCAGUGCACAGUGGAAAAGAAGAACCUUUAAAAACCUUUCUUGCGCAGGUGAUGGAGAUUGAGUACACAUUGUAUUGGAAGAGCUUCGCUGAAAACACACCUCUACAUGAAGCUGCCACUGUCGGGAAUUUGGGUGCUGUUAAGCUCUUGGUUGAGUUAAGGAAGGAGGAUUUGUUGGAGAUGAACAUUAGGGGUGAAACGCCUUUGUAUAGGGCAGCCAGAUAUGGGAAACUCGAGAUCGUUGAAUAUAUUUUGAAUGAAUGUGAAGAUUAUUACACUCGAUCUCCCCUAAAUUGGAUGGCAAAGGGUACUCCAAUCAUUCAUGCAGCCAUUCAAAGCGAGAACUUUGAGAUGGUUAUGAUGUUGGUGGAUUUCGACAAGUCACUGUUGGAGAUGAAGGAUUCAAAAAACCAGACGGCUCUCCACGUGCUGGCCAAUAUGCCACACAUUUUUGAGAGUGGAUACCUGAAGGGAUUUUGGGCCAAAUUGAUCUAUGAUUGUAACAAUGUUCUUCCUUCUCUUCUUUUCUCAACAAUGAUUGUAAGAAUUUCCUUUUUUAACUUCUUAAUUUUUUUUCUCUUAUCACAUCACAGGCAAAAGACCGAUGGUAAAAAUAUUGAAUACAUGGACUACCAUGAGACGCCAUUGUUACUGGCCGCAGCCAGGGGAAUAAUAGAAGUGGUUGAAAGGAUCAUCAAAGCCCACCCACAGGCUGUGGACUACGUGACAACAAACGACAGAAACAUUCUACAUGUCAUCAUUGCACACCGACAACUCAACAUCUUUGAAUGGAUUCAACGCCGAGAUCUUAUCUUGCACAGACUGGCCAAGAGGAUCGACGUGUUGGGCUACACAGUAUUGCACCAUGUUGGAAUCACUAAAUUCCUCAAUCAUUCCACCUUUGGUCCAGCAAUACAGCUUCAAAAUGAGAUUGACUGGUUCGAUCGCGUCCAUGAAAUGAUUCCGCACCCAUACAACAUGCAUUAUAGCAAAGACGGUUGGAAACCCCGUGAGUUCUUUGAUGAAACUCACCAGGAUAUGCUUGAUAAAGGCAAAGAAUGGAUCAAGAAAACCUCCGAGUCUUGCUCUGCUGUUGCUGUCCUCAUGGCCACUGUCGCCUUCGCCGCUGCCUUCACUGUUCCCGGUGGACUCAACUCCAAAACUGGCUCUCCGGUUCUCCUCUCUGACCCUAUCUACAUUUUGUUCACCGCCUUAGACAUCGCCUCCCUCAUCUCAUCGCUCUCCUCCUUGGUUCUGUUUCUCUUGAUCUUGACCUCCCCUUUUGAGAUGGAUGCUUUUCGACAAGAAUUGCCAAUUCAAUUGUCCUUGGGAUUCAAUCUGCUGUUCUUGUCGGUGGCGAGCACCAUGAUUGCGUUCGCUGUGGCGGUCGUGCUCACACUCAAAUCCACCAACAUGGUAUGGGCCGAAUGCCUUUUGUAUUUGGUCACACUUGCUCCAAUAACCAUUUUUGUAGUAAUGAAGUUGUCGCUAUUGAUGGAGCUGGAGAGAAGUGUUCGGAAGAGUCUGCGAUUUCUUUGGAAGUUGCUACCCAUGGGUUUCCUCACCAUGUUUGUCGAGAUUCCUUCCAAAGUUUUAAGCAACAAAUCUACCUGAUUUUCAUGCCUGCCUUUGGGAGCUAAUAUAACAAACUACUUCCUUUUCUUACCUUAAUUUCCUGUACUACCUUAAUAAAUCUCAA
Cucurbita moschata (crookneck pumpkin) is the source of this 1845-nucleotide messenger RNA. RefSeq names its product ankyrin repeat-containing protein ITN1-like. The record is from RefSeq and is a predicted model, not a curated record. The coding region runs from base 9 to 1760 and encodes 583 amino acids. Lineage: Eukaryota; Viridiplantae; Streptophyta; Magnoliopsida; Cucurbitales; Cucurbitaceae. Gene Ontology annotation, molecular function: protein binding. The transcript is spliced from 3 exons.